Molecule: messenger RNA, 867 nt
Organism: Knipowitschia caucasica
Lineage: Eukaryota; Metazoa; Chordata; Actinopteri; Gobiiformes; Gobiidae
Source: the annotation of a GenBank genome assembly
AUGGCCAUGGAGCAGGGAAGAGUGACGGAAUUCAAAGGAAAGAGCCUCGACCAGAUACAAAUUGAGCCUGAAGGGAGAGCAAUGCACCCCAUGGUAGUGGCAGUGCCCCUUCUGAACGUUAGAGAAAGCCAUGGUCUGCAUCUGAGAGCGAGAGAGACACGAGAGAGGGACCCCGCUGACAUCACCUCAGAGCGAGAGAGACACGAGAGAGACCCUGCUGACAUCACCUCAGAGCGAGAGAGACACGAGAGAGACCCUGCUGACAUCACCUCAGAGCGAGAGAGACACGAGAGAGACCCUGCUGACAUCACCUCAGAGCGAGAGAGACACGAGAGAGACCCCGCUGACAUCACCUCAGAGCGAGAGAGACACGAGAGAGACCCUGCUGACAUCACCUCAGAGCGAGAGAGACACGAGAGAGACCCCGCUGACAUCACCUCAGAGCGAGAGAGACACGAGAGAGACCCCGCUGACAUCACCUCAGAGCGAGAGAGACACGAGAGAGACCCUGCUGACAUCACCUCAGAGCGAGAGAGACACGAGAGAGACCCUGCUGACAUCACCUCAGAGCGAGAGAGACACAAGAGAGACCCCGCUGACAUCACCUCAGAGCGAGAGAGACACGAGAGAGACCCCGCUGACAUCACCUCAGAGCGAGAGAGACACGAGAGAGACCCCACUGACAUCACCUCAGAGCGAGAGAGACACGAGAGAGACCCUGCUGACAUCACCUCAGAGCGAGAGAGACACGAGAGAGACCCCGCUGACAUCACCUCAGAGCGAGAGAGACACGAGAGAGACCCUGCUGACAUCACCUCAGAGCGAGAGAGACGCGAGAGAGACCCCGCUGACAUCACCUCAGAGUGA